AUGCAGCCUUUGAUGAAGCCCGCAAGCCCCCAUCUAAGCGUCAGGCCGUCAGGUGGGCCGCCCGCCCCGGUCCGCCUCACGAAAAUACUCAAACUCGAAAUACUCGAAACUAAACAAGCGGCCGCCGAGGCCCGUCACGACGCGUGCAACGCUGAUAUAUCAAUUGCCACCUCGAAAAAAGAACACGGCCGAUCGCCUCCCGUGCCGCGCUCCGGAACGGGGUCGGCGCGAAUUCGUGAAGCAAACGAGGAGCGACGUCGC
Iphiclides podalirius (scarce swallowtail) is the source of this 261-nucleotide messenger RNA. NCBI's taxonomy places the organism in Eukaryota, Metazoa, Arthropoda, Insecta, Lepidoptera, Papilionidae. The record is from the annotation of a GenBank genome assembly.